ACCCAUUUCGUUAUCAGUGCAAGCUUGGCUAUCAAUCAGGCACUAGCAACAUGGCUUCAAAGAUAAUAAUUUUAACGGCCAUCAUCGCAUCUGCUCAAUGCCAAUCGCCGGGAGGUGGACAUCCACAUCCUCACGCCACCAGCUUUUCGACGCUUCAACACCAUCAGUCAGCACCAGGACAACCUCAACCACACAUACCGAUUCCAUCGAGUCACAUACUACCAGUUGCCAUUCCAGUAACGCAAACAAGAGUUGAACCCUACGACCCUCACCCUCACUACGUCUACGCUUACGAUGUCAACGACUUCCACACGGGAGACUCCAAGAGCCAGCACGAAACUCGCCACGGUGACAUCGUGCAGGGCCAAUACAGCCUAACCGACCCCGAUGGCACCAGACGCACCGUCGAUUACAGUUCUGACCCACACAACGGUUUCAACGCGAUCGUCCACCGCACCGCCCCUCAACAACAACAGCAGCAGCAGCAGCAACCCCAACAGCAACAACAGCAGCAGCAACCACAACAGCUACAACCCCAACAGCUACAACAGCAGCAGCAGCCCCAACAACCACAACAACAACAACCCCAACAGCAGCAACAGUCACAGCAACAACAACAACAACAACAACAACAACCCCAAUACAUACACGGCGGAAGAAACUAGACGAUUUUCCAAAUUAUGACCUUCGAGGACGACCUUAGGCGACUUUAAUAUUUAUUCUCGACCAUUUCCGCCCACUUUUCCUGCGCUUUAUUUAAGAUUUGUACGAUACCAUUAAUAUAUCAGCUAAAGCUUA
Molecule: messenger RNA, 798 nt
Organism: Photinus pyralis (common eastern firefly)
Lineage: Eukaryota; Metazoa; Arthropoda; Insecta; Coleoptera; Lampyridae
Product: cuticle protein-like
Exons: 2
Coding region: 51-665 (204 amino acids)
Cellular component (GO): extracellular matrix
Source: RefSeq, a predicted model, not a curated record